Molecule: messenger RNA, 2133 nt
Organism: Labrus mixtus (cuckoo wrasse)
Lineage: Eukaryota; Metazoa; Chordata; Actinopteri; Labriformes; Labridae
Product: hepatic lectin-like
Exons: 6
Coding region: 110-799 (229 amino acids)
Source: RefSeq, a predicted model, not a curated record
UCUCAACAGAGAGAUCCAUCACUGCCUAAGCUAAACAUUUCAGUUUUGUGUCUUCUGUUGCAGAGAAAGUUUCUCCUUUGAAGUCUGAACUGAAGACUCAACUUUUACAAUGAGCCGUCCGCAGCGUCACAAUGACGGUGAAGUGUCUGACACCCAACAGCACCCAGUGUCCUCCAGGGGGUCAAAGGUCCCCUCAGAGAAAGUGGCCCUGCUGGUCCUCAGUGCUCUCCUGGCAGCUACUGUCGUUGUUAUUUGCCAGCUUUCUCUUGCUUUGGUGCGAACGAAUGAACGUUUCCAGACACUGAGAGACGACUCUGAUGCUGUCAAAAGAAAUACCGAUGGAUCAUGUUGGAAAUGUGAAGACGGCUGGGAGCGACAUGGAGAGAAGUGUUAUUCCUUCUCCACCACUAAAUCAACAUGGAAUAAGAGCAGAGAUGAAUGCAGCGGAGGAAGAGGAGACCUGGUGAAGAUAAACAGCACAGAGCAGCAGACAUUCCUGGACAUGAGACUGAGAGACAAAAUGACGGAUGCUGAGGACAAAUUCUGGAUCGGACUGACCGACUCAGAGAGCGAGGGCACUUGGUUGUGGGCGGACGGAUCUCCACUGAACCCAAGUUUGGUUUUCUGGAGCAACGAUGAGCCGGACAACUGGGACGGAGAUAACCCUGAUGGGGAGGACUGUGUGAGGAUGGGGGAGAGAAGAGGAACAGUAGAACAUAAGAGCUGGUUUGAUAAAGCCUGUGAAAUCCCUCAUAAAUAUAUUUGUGAGAAACCAGCAGAAACAAGAGAAAUUAAUUAAUUCCCUGAAGUACUUCAGCUGAAGUCUCACUCAGCUUGUAGAACAAUCUAAGUCAAGGAUAAGUGAAUGUGGAGAAAUUUUGUUAAUUUUUAUACAGCUAAUUUAACCAGCAGUUAAAGAAAUAUAAUCAGUGUUGUAGGCUAUAUAUAAAGUAGAGAGUGGGGAAUGACAAGAGGGGAAGGAGACACAGGUUGGACUGGAACCUGGGCCGCCCGCUUGGAGGACUAUAAUCCACAUUUUAAACCCUUUUGCAAUGGACAGCAGUUAAGUUUGGUUAAUGGAAACGUCUGGAAAGAGGGUGUAAAUGUCGGAAAUGUCGUCACAAUCCACCAGAGCUCAAAGUGACAACAUGACACAAACGUUUCAGUCCAAACCACAAAGUUCAAAUAGUUGUAUGAAUUUCAAGCGACUGUGGUUCAGUGGACUCAGUCGUCCCUCAACCAGAAGGUCGGGGGUUCCACUUAACAUAGUUUCUCAAGUUUCAACUUUGUGCUUAAAGUCCCUCUGAGUGUAUAGAUAGAGGAUGUUUUUCUCUUUCUAACCAAAUCAAUAAAUAACUUCCAAGAACGGAUUGUUUGUUUGAUUAGCGCUUCCUGUUUUCAAUCAGCCCUUCCUGACAAGCAAACCGCAAAAACUUGCACAACACAGUGACACAGCAUGAAGCUAUAAAAAGAAACCUUACAGAUAAGUCCCUCAGGUUUGAUAUUAUCUAGAAAUGUUCAGUCUGGUAGAUUGAAACGUGCAGUAUGUAGGGUGAAUUCGCUUAAUGUGGGACAAUUUUUGCAUUUAAGACUGUAUUGCAACAUGAAGCUAUACAUUAAAUCCACACCCAGUACCACUCUGAAAUCCCCAGGAUGUCACCUAAUCAAACCCAAAGAGAAAAUCCAGUUAUCACACUCAUUAAAGAAAUAGUAGACAUAUCAGUAGUCUUAGUGCCAAAUUGUCUCUGACAAUCUGCAUUUCCUAAUGUGGGACAGUGCUGUUCUAAAUGUGGGACACUGAAAAGUCUAUGUUAAAAGGCCUAAAUCACCUUAAUUCUAGUGUGUCACACUCAAGUCUAAAAUGUGCAAUCCAAUGUUCUGUAAUUUUACCACUUACAAUGUUAUUGGUGUUACAAAACACUAAAAAAGGACAUUAAUCAUUUUGAUGUAUUUAGUAGAAAGACAAUAGGCUAUUAUAUCACCAUAUCUGACAUGCAGAGAAAGCAGAAUGUAAUGAACAUUUUAUGCAUUAAUUUAUUUAAAGAACUGCAAUGUAACUAUGUUAAAAUGUUAAAAUGUUUUCUAUUCCAUACAUCUGUCCUGAAUAAAAUAAAUGCUUAGCCAACUAACCAA